AGGCGGGGUCAGAACCAAGGAAAGGAAAUCCGAAGGAAACGUGUGGAGAGCUCUGCUGUGUUGUUCGGGAUUUAACGAAUUCACCGAAUAGUACCGCGCUUCGGGAGCGUUCCUCCGAACACAAGCCGCCCGUGACGGGCCGCCAGAGAGGGGCUGAGUCGGGGUGAGUCGGCGACAUGUCGCUCCAGUACGAGGAGGAGCCGCUGGCGGAGCACUACGGCUACGGGCCGCCCGACUCCUUCCCCAAAGACUUCGGCUACGGAGAGGAGGAGGAGGAGGAGGCCGAAGACCUCCCGGCCCCGGCCGACAGCAAGCCCCGCAUCUUGCUCAUGGGGCUUCGGCGCAGCGGGAAGUCCUCCAUACAGAAGGUGGUCUUCCACAAGAUGUCCCCUAACGAGACCCUGUUCCUGGAGAGUACCAACAAGAUCUACAAGGACGACAUCUCCAGCAGCUCCUUCGUCAACUUCCAGAUCUGGGACUUCCCCGGCCAGGUGGACUUCUUCGACCCCACCUUCGACUACGAGAUGAUCUUCAGAGGGACCGGCGCGCUCAUCUUCGUCAUCGACGCUCAGGAUGACUACGUGGAGGCUCUUGGCCGCCUGCACCUCACGGUGACGCGGGCUUACCGGGUCAACCCCGACAUCAACUUCGAGGUGUUCAUCCACAAGGUGGACGGGCUGUCGGACGACCACAAGAUCGAGACCCAGCGGGACAUCCACCAGCGGGCCAACGACGACCUGGUGGACGCCAGCCUGGAGAAGCUGCACCUCAGCUUCUACUUGACCAGUAUCUACGACCACUCCAUCUUCGAGGCGUUCAGCAAGGUGGUGCAGAAGCUCAUCCCCCAGCUUCCCACGCUGGAGAACCUGCUCAACAUCUUCAUCUCUAACUCGGGGAUCGAGAAGGCCUUCCUGUUUGACGUGGUCAGUAAGAUCUACAUCGCCACCGACAGCUCCCCGGUGGACAUGCAGUCCUACGAGCUCUGCUGUGACAUGAUCGACGUGGUCAUCGAUGUGUCCUGCAUCUACGGGCUGAAGGAGGAUGGCAGCGGCAGUGCGUACGAUAAGGAGUCCAUGGCCAUCAUCAAGCUGAACAACACCACGGUGCUCUACCUCAAGGAGGUCACCAAGUUCCUGGCGCUCGUCUGCAUCCUGCGAGAAGAGAGCUUCGAGCGCAAAGGCCUCAUCGACUACAACUUCCACUGCUUCCGGAAGGCCAUCCACGAGGUGUUCGAGGUGGGCGUGGCCGCGCAGCGCUCCUCGGCCCCUCCCCCGGCCACCGCCCCCUGCAGCAAGACCGUCGCUCUCAACGGCACGCCGCGCAACACUGUCUAGACCCCGCCCCCGCAGCCCCCCCACGCCGCCCACAGCCCCCCUCAGGGACCAGACGGAGCAGGACUGGGACGGAGACCCAAACAAAGCCCUGUGUACUCUGGGGGGGGGCCCCUGUACUCUGGGGGGGGGGGCCCUGUCCGGGCUCCGGGGGCGCGGGCGGGUGGACUGGGGGGCCCGGCGCCUGGGGGUCAGCAGUGGGUCAGCGAUGGCCGAUCUGACCGUGCUGGGGGUCGGGGAGGGUCAGGGUUUUUUUGGGGGGGGGGGGGGGCGACAUGGAGCAAGACGGACAUCCAGAGACGGCGUGCCGACGGUAACCGGGGCGCUGGGGGAGCCGCCAUUAGCUGCUGCUGCUGCUGGGACCUUUAAUAGCGGAUAUGCUAACAUGCUAGUGUGGCGUGCUGUUCUCAGGAGGGCGGGGGGGGGGGGGGGGGGGGGGGCCUGCAUGGGGACCACGGCCCCCUGAACACUGCCUGACCUCAGGGGGGCUGCUCACAGGGAAAAGGGAGUGUGUGUGUGUGUGUGUGUGUGUGUGUGUGUGUGUGUGUGUGUGUGUGUGUGUGUGUGUGUGUGUGUGUGUGUGUGUGUGUGUGUGUGUGUGUGUGUGUGUGUGUGUGCACUGUUCAGUCCAGUCCAUGGGUCCUACUGUUUAUGAAAAUGAGCGCUGCAUCAUGAUGUUGCCAUGGUGACAUCCCAUCAUAUUCCCACUCUAUUAUAACUAAAACAUCACUUUUAUAGAUCUAUAUCUAUAGAUCUAUAGUUAACCUCAUUCCACUUUCUGAAACAGCGAACAAUAAAGGCUGAAGGUGAUAACAUC
This is a messenger RNA of Gadus morhua (Atlantic cod), 2148 nucleotides long. RefSeq names its product Ras-related GTP binding Ca (gene rragca). The record is from RefSeq and is a predicted model, not a curated record. Gene Ontology annotation, biological process: negative regulation of autophagy; cellular response to starvation; positive regulation of TORC1 signaling. The coding region runs from base 177 to 1334 and encodes 385 amino acids. The transcript has 7 exons. Gene Ontology annotation, cellular component: Gtr1-Gtr2 GTPase complex; lysosome; nucleus. Lineage: Eukaryota; Metazoa; Chordata; Actinopteri; Gadiformes; Gadidae. Gene Ontology annotation, molecular function: GTPase activity; GTP binding.